Molecule: messenger RNA, 839 nt
Organism: Tarenaya hassleriana
Lineage: Eukaryota; Viridiplantae; Streptophyta; Magnoliopsida; Brassicales; Cleomaceae
Product: PHD finger-like domain-containing protein 5B
Exons: 2
Coding region: 164-496 (110 amino acids)
Biological process (GO): mRNA splicing, via spliceosome
Cellular component (GO): U12-type spliceosomal complex; precatalytic spliceosome; U2 snRNP
Source: RefSeq, a predicted model, not a curated record
UUCCCUUGAACCCGACCCGAAUUCUUUACUCAGUCUUUCUUGUUCGACCCUGACGCUCAAUCUCUCGUCUCCCUUCGUCAAUAACGUGCGUCUUCUUCUUCGGCUGAGACCAAUCUUUGCAGGUCUGAAACCAUAACAGAGGACCAAGAACAUUGUUGCGACCAUGGCCAAGCAUCACCCUGAUCUGAUCAUGUGCAGGAAGCAGCCUGGCAUUGCAAUUGGACGACUGUGCGAGAAAUGUGAUGGCAAAUGCGUGAUUUGUGAUUCCUAUGUGCGUCCGUGUACUCUGGUCCGUAUCUGUGACGAAUGCAACUACGGGUCCUUCCAGGGACGGUGUGUCAUAUGUGGAGGAGUGGGAAUAUCAGAUGCUUACUACUGCAAAGAGUGUACACAACAAGAGAAAGACAGGGACGGCUGUCCGAAGAUCGUCAACCUCGGGAGUGCGAAAACCGAUCUGUUCUACGAACGUAAGAAAUAUGGGUUCAAAAAAAGAUGACGGGUGGUCUUGUUCUCGUUCUUGCACGGGGCAAGAAAUCUGAUCUGUUCUGCAAACUAAUCUUAUGCUCGGUCGGUUAGUGCCUUUGUUUACCCAGUUCAGAGAUCUGAUCUAUUCUACAAACUAUUGGAAUACGGUUGCAGAAGAAAAAGGGUGAUGAUGGGUUUGUUUCUUUUUUCCUCGUGUCUUACUUAUAUAUGGAACGAACCUGUUGUGAUAUCUGUGGUUGUAUUAGUGUGUGCAUGACAGUGAAAUGUGGUUGGCGUGAAACAGAAGUGGCAUUUCAAGUGUUGGAUUGGAUGUGUUGCUUCUAUUGUUCAUCGUGUUUCUUUGCAUCAGGUCA